This is a messenger RNA of Gopherus evgoodei (Goodes thornscrub tortoise), 3644 nucleotides long. It is a transcript of the gene MRPL42, whose product is annotated as mitochondrial ribosomal protein L42. The record is from RefSeq and is a predicted model, not a curated record. NCBI's taxonomy places the organism in Eukaryota, Metazoa, Chordata, Testudines, Testudinidae. Gene Ontology annotation, cellular component: mitochondrial large ribosomal subunit. The transcript is spliced from 7 exons. Bases 271 to 717 code for a protein of 148 amino acids.
UUGAGAUUGUGUCUACGUCACCGGAAAUACACAUCACUGCUUCCGGUCGCCGCGAGGAAGGCGGCGGGACGGCGCAUAGAGACUGAUUGAUUAAUCGAACGUAUCUCAGUUGAAUCUGUAGAGCCUCGCAGAACAAGAUGAUGGAGCCGCUCUCCGGGCGGAGCCAGUGAUGAAACCUGCUCCUUCAGAAGUGUGCACUGCAGUAAAAAGGAUACCAUUUGCGUCCAGAAUAUUUCUUUCUCCAGCACCAAUUUUCUGUCUCCUGUGACCAUGGCAAUAGCAUUGAGAAGAGCUGUGUGGUCCAGUACUAUGUGGAUGCAUGUAGCAACAUUCAGUAGGCAGGCCUCAGUACAGAAUGGAGCAGUGCAUUGUGCUCGCCAUAAAUCUACAUAUUCAGUCCUUCCAGAAGACUAUAACUGUAAAGUGGAACUUGCCUUGACAUCGGAUGGAAGGACAAUUGUCUGCUACCAUCCUUCAGUUGAAAUUCCAUAUGAGCACACACAGCCCAUACCUCGACCAGAUCCAGUGGAUAACAAAGAAGAAACACACGAUCAAGUGCUGAAAUCUAGAUUGGAAGCGAAGGAGCUAAAGAAUAGUAAAGGUCCUACAUUUGAGGAGCUCAGCAAAAUGUUUUAUACAACAAAACAUCGCUGGUACCCUGUGGGACAGGCCUGUGAUAGAGAAGCAUUGUCAGCUCUUAUAUUUGCAGUCUCUUAAAAGGUAUCACAGAAGACGCAAGAAACUCAAUACUCCUAAAGACAGAUGAUUACAAUAAUUUUUGUCUCUGCCCAGUGUCAUUAUCCAUACUGGAAAUAAACCACAAAAACUGGAGUUUUGGUGAUCAAUUCUGUAUUAGUGUUCUGUCAUUAGUCUUUUUUCCAUAAAUAAAACUUGAUUCAGAAAUUCUUGUAUGGGUAGGAACAGACAAUCAGGAUGGAAAGUCCCAGCAACAGAGUUUAAUGCCUCAGGCUUCCCAGAAGACUGAAAUUAAAUAAGUGAAACACAGAUGACCUUUAAGAUUGAGAUGAAAUAAUAUUAGGCUCCUGCAGCUGUUGAUGGUUGCAAGUAAUGUAAUUGCCUCCAGGUACCACCUUACAAGUGUCUAAAAUUAUCAUCUCUUACAGAAACUGGCUAGCUCUAGUUGCAGCUUAGUUUCAAGGUAUAAUUACUCAAUUUUUACAGACUGCCUGGAGCUCCCAAAUGUAGCUAUUAAUAAAGCUAACAUUCAAUAAGGUUAUGUCAGAUGCACAUGACUAUAUGGUUGUAGCUGUGUGGAGGAAGGGAUGUCUGCCGUGGCAGGGUAGUCACUGAAGAUACCAGGGCCUUUCCAACCUGUCAUGGGAAGGCUUGGCCCUUAAGAAAUACUUUUUUCUAGAGUUUCUCUAAAGUUCAGAAGAUUGAUGUUUAUAUCCUCCAUGUUCUAGUUGAAGUUUGCCUCGUGGGUGAAAUUUGUGGGGAGUCAGGACAGUGGAAGAUAGGGUUUGACUGCAGGUAAUUUGAGCUAAUUGGUAACAUUAAUCUAUGACAAGCUCAGCUGCCUUUUGGACCCUGAAAGGCUGAAAGCUUGGCAAAUACUCCAUUUUAUGGGAAGGGGCAGAGGACUGAAACCAGCCCCACUGAAUCUGUUUAAUGAAAGAAGUGACUCCUGCUGUAUGGCACUAAGUAUAAAUACAUAUAAAUAUUUGUCAGCUGUAUUUGUCAUUACUUCUGAACACUUCAGAAUAACUGAAGCUCAGUUCCAGGCCAGCAUCUAAAAUGUUAGUAUAGUGCCUAGCAAAAUGGGGCUGGGGUAUUUGGGGUAGCUUGCCUUUUUUGUUUUUCCAUGGCAGCCUCCAGCAACCAUUACAUAGAUUCAAUUCCUGCAUCUCUUUGCCCUCUGGGCUUUUAAUGCCUGACCUACCUAGGGGGAAAAAAAGGCAUGGUUGCUGGAUGUUAGAUGGGGAUUAAGUGCAAUUCUGAGAGGAAAUAACUCCUCUGAAAUAGCAGAGCAUACCACCAUCUGCUCAAGUAUUUUUAUAUUAAAAUGCCCUGUAAAAGCAGUGACCUCUCAAUAAUAAGGAGAUUCUUUGGAUCUCUUUAUGCCUACUACUGUUUUAGGCUCCAGUCCUUUAUUAGGCAGUGCUAGCAUGGAUCCUUGUGUGUCUGGAGAGAUCCAAAUGACUUUGGUGGAGUCAUGUUUGUGCAGGAUCAGGUCGUCAUUUUUUCUAGAAUGGAACCUAGGUGCCCCAAGCUAGAUCAUAGCCAGGUUGUGUCAGGUGCUGUAUAGUCAGUCACAGCAUUGAAGAGCUAACAACCAAAAUAGAAAGAGGGUUGGAACAAAAGCAGGCACAAAAUGACCAAGGUCACACAACAGGUUAAUGGUAGCCAGGAACAGAACUGUGGUCUAUUGAGUCUGUCCAUUGUCCUACCCACACAAUUGCAUUGCCUCUGUUAUACCACCAAAUCAGAUUGCAAGGCCAAAAGCAAUCAUGAUCUAGUUUCACCUCUAGUGUGUUACCUGUUAAUUUUCGUAGACAGCUGAGUACCAAUUCAUUUUGAUCACUGUUUUUGCAAACAAGUCUUUUUUUUUUUUUUUUGGUAAUAAUUACAAAGCAUUUAUUUCCAUGGGGGAGGGGAAAAAUUGGUCAGUCUGCUGUAAGGUUAACAUCCUCUAAGGAGCUAUGUACACUAAAGAGGUUGCUGUAAAUAGUAAUUAAUGGAACAAUGAAGGUAUUAUUACCAAAAGAAAUAGAGCACAACUGAUGUGUGAAGUUGAAAGUUCUGGUACAUGAAAAUUGGUAGCAAAUAACUCUAUUAUUUAAGCACAUGACAGUGAGUGGUGACUUUUGUGCAAGAAAUUAUAUACUCCUGGAAAAACUAUACAUAAGGUAAUUCAAUGUAUUUAGAAGAUAAACAGUUUAAUCCGUAAAAUUCAAAUUUUUAAAAAAGCAUUAGCCAAAUCUAAAUGCAAGUUGGUUUGUUGACCAGCCCCCCACCCCAAAACAAACAUUCCUGCUAGCAGAGUAUGAAGUGGCCGCAUCCAUCCUGCUGCUGUGCAGUCAAGAUAGCUGGUUUUAAAUUAAUUCUGAAAUUGGCUGGUGACUUUUGGCAGCAUAUUAUACAAUGUCUUUGACAUGCUGAACAAUAAUAAUAAUAAAAAAAAAGUCUACCAUGAAAGAGGAUUUGGCCUGUGUAAAGGCGUAUGUUUUAUGUUGUCUGUUCCAGACGUUAAAUUAAAUAACAAUCAGAAAUUGAAUGAGAAAGGAAGAUUUUUCCCCUCGCCUGCAAAAUGUUAUUUCCUAUGAAAUACCAGUUAGAAACGCAUAAUAUGUCUAAACACAUAAUGUCUCAGUGUUCAAAGCAGUUUACAUUGUAUAGGAAUAUUGGUAGUGUGUUUGGAGCUGCAACUUUUGAUCUUAUGUCUAAACUAUUGAGUGUAUUGUCUUGCACAUGGAUUAUGCCCCCAGAUAAAGAGUGUAAAGGAGGCAUUGUUAAAGUAGGCCUGAGAUAGUAGUGGAGAUUAGAUGCCAUUAACAUGGUAAUACUCUGCACCUAACUUUCCUUCUGAAUAUAUUGCCCCUACCUUUUCAUGCUGUCUCUUACAAAGAAAUUAAUGCCUUGUCAAGUUUUCCCAAGAGGAGUAAAUAAAUAAGACUUGAUCUUAA